UGAGUUUUGUGUAUGGAGAAUCUAUUUAAAAACUAUUUGGCUGCAUGAAAAACACUUAAAUUGUGUUAUUUUAAAAUUUAUUUGGUUUGGGAAGGUAAGAUGCAUGCGUUUCUGCUGCUGCUCAUGGUGCUCUGGAGCUCGAUGGGCAUGUCCGAGGCGGCGCAGACAACAAAAUUAUCUAUGGAGGAGGAGCAGCUGAAGCAGGAUCUCAAUUGGGAUGUGGAAAGGUCGUUAUACAGCGAUUAUUAUGUGUCCUUGCGACAGCAGCAAAAGGACGCCACUCGCCAUGGCGCCGGUCAUGUCUGCGGUGGCUCGCUCAUCAGCCACAGCGUGGUGCUAACAGCUGCGCAUUGUUUCGUGGAUCAAACGCGUUUUGAUGGCACUUUUCUGAACAAGUCGAGCUUCGUCGUCGCGCUGGGCAACAAGCAACACCUGAUGAUCAACGAGAACACGCUGUUCUUUGGUCUGCACACGGUGCUGGUGCAGGCGAAGCGGUUCGAUAUGAAUACUUAUGAGAAGGACAUCGCUUUGAUUAUACUCAGCGGGAGGGUGCCGCCGUUUGUGCAGCCCGUUCAGCUGGCCAAGGCCACGUUUCCUCCGCUGACCAGCUGCCAGAUAUCCGCGUGGAACAACAAUCAGAUCGAGUACUUCCUCGGCCAGUUGGUCAGCGUGAAUGUGACUCUGGCUGAGCGGCAGCUAUGCCAGGUGAGCCAGCAGGCGCUCUUGCCGGGCAUGAUGUGUGCCCAGAACGCGAACGAGCGCCAGCUGGAGCCUUGCACGGCAGAUGGCGGCGGCCCACUGGUCUGCCAAGGGCAGCUGGUGGGCAUCAGCUCGUGGGGCAUACGAUGCGGCGUGCCGGGCCGCUUCGGCGUCUACACCAGUGUGCAGUUCUACAAAUCUUGGAUAGACGAGACCAUCAAGCGUUCCGAUAUGCAUGAGCAGCGACGGGGCAAGCAGGUUGACUUUGCCGAAAAAGCUGAGCGGGGCACGGAUUUCGAGACUAGUGAUGACUUGGACAUUGAGUACGAGCUCAGUCAAGGUGGCAUGCUCUCCGCGAGUGGCAACAAUUUCGAAGCGUUUCGCAUGCAUGUGUCUGUCUUAGUCAUGCUGAGUCUAUGCCGCCUCUAAAAAUCCGCGGCACGGACGGCCUCUUGCAUUGGUGCAGAGUCCAUUCCGUUCCUACUUUUUGAACUCUCCGGCAUCCAAGAGGAGGUGCGGACCGGUUUUUUUUUUUACAUAUUGUUUACUCUUUAUCAGUGUGUGACGAAGCCGCAAAAUCCAUUGCAUUCGGAGCUAUCCUAGGUAGGGUUUAUUUCACUUAAUUUUAAGUGAUUGAAACGAGGAAACGCACUUAAGCUCAUAAUCAACAUAUUGAAUAUUCACGAGGCAUCUGUACAUUUUCAUAUUUAGAUCUUUGUAGUAUUUUGUAUUUGCUCGCAAUAAAUACAUGCAUGAAGU
Drosophila hydei is the source of this 1458-nucleotide messenger RNA. RefSeq names its product kallikrein-14-like. The record is from RefSeq and is a predicted model, not a curated record. The coding region runs from base 100 to 1128 and encodes 342 amino acids. Lineage: Eukaryota; Metazoa; Arthropoda; Insecta; Diptera; Drosophilidae. Gene Ontology annotation, biological process: proteolysis. The transcript has 2 exons. Gene Ontology annotation, molecular function: serine-type endopeptidase activity.